Fusarium coffeatum is the source of this 1725-nucleotide messenger RNA. RefSeq lists its product as uncharacterized. Lineage: Eukaryota; Fungi; Ascomycota; Sordariomycetes; Hypocreales; Nectriaceae. The transcript is spliced from 3 exons. The record is from RefSeq and is a predicted model, not a curated record. Bases 1 to 1725 code for a protein of 574 amino acids.
AUGGCCGAGGAACAGAAGAACAUCGGUCUCCCCCAGGAGACCAAGCCCGAGACCACUGGCAUCUCCGCCCCUGCUGUCGAGGCUCCCGCUGAGACCAAGCCUGUCGAGGAGACACCCGUUGUCGCCGCCGAGACCGCUCCCGCUACCGAGGAGAAGCCCGUUGAGGAGACCAAGCCCGUUGAGGAGGCUGCUAAGACCGAGGAGGAGAAGAAGGAGGAGGAGGCCAAGCCUGUCGAGGAGGGUCACCUGAACCACAAGGCCCAGGGCCUGAGCUUCCCCAAGAGCAAGACGCUAACCGCACACCCCUGCAGGAACCUCAUCCCUACCAAGGAGUUCUUCUUCUUCGGCACUGAGGCCGUUGAGCCCAAGACUCUCUCCCACUACCUGAAGAGCGAGAAGUCCGCUGAGACUGCUCACUCUAACAUCGCCUGGGCCUCUGAGACUGGCAAGGGUCUUCUCUUCGUUGGUGACAAGAAGAACCCCUCUGGUGUCAUCAGCCUGGCUGAUGCCACUGAGCCCGAGAUCGACGGCUCUAACAAGUUCCACCUCACUGCCAAGGGCAACAAGCACACCUUCAAGGCUUCCAACACUGCUGAGCGUGACAACUGGGUUGCUCAGCUGAAGCUCAAGAUUGCUGAGGCCAAGGAGCUUGCCUCCAUUGUUACUGAGUCUGAGACCUACAAGGCCACCCUGGAGAGCUUCAAGCCCGCCAAGAAGGAGGAGAAGGCUGUUGAGGCCCCUAAGGAGGAGACCGCUGCCGUCCCUGCUACCGAAGAGGCCGCUCCCGUCGCUGAGGAGGCCGCUAAGGAGGAGGAGAUCAAGGACGAGCGCAAGAAGGACGUCAAGUCUGAGGAGCCCAAGCGCCGAUCUGCUAGCCGCAAGCGAACAUCUUUCUUCGGCUUCGGCAAGAAGGAGGAGGCUAAGAAGGAGGAGGUCAAGAAGGAGGCCGAGACCAAGAACGCUGACGAGGUCGCCGUUGAGACCCCUGCUGCUGAGACCCCCGCUGUUGAGGAGGCCCCUAAGAUUGAGGAGCCUGCCAAGCCCGUCGAGGAGCUUCCCGUCGUUGCCCCCGUCGCUGUCGAGGAGCCUGCUAAGGCUGCUGAGGAGACCCCCGCUGAGGCUGUCCCUGCCACCACCGAGGAGAAGCCCCUCGAGAGCCCCAAGGAGAAGCCCACCGCCACCAAGCGCAACAGCUUCUUCGGCAACGUCUUCUCCAAGAAGGAGAAGAAGACCCCUGAGCUCAAGCCUACUGAGCCUGAGGCUCCCAAGGAUGCCGCUGAGGCCGAGACCACUGCUCCUGUGAUCCCUCCUGUUGAGGCCACCACUCCUCUUGCCGUCGAUGUCUCUAACCCCGCCACUGUCCCUACUGAGACCACUGAGGCCGCCGCCGCUACCUCCCCCGCCCCUGAGGCCAAGAAGGACCUCAAGGAGAAGCGCAAGUCUUCUCUUCCUUUCGCUUUCGGCAAGCGUGACAAGUCUCCUGCCCCCGUUGAGGGUGAGAAGAAGGAGUCCCCCUUCUCCAAGCUCCGCAACACCAUCCGUGGCAAGUCUCCCAAGCCCGCUGAGAAGCGUGAGGAGAACAAGGAGGAGACUGUCCAGGAGGAGCCCACCGAGGUCAAGGCCGAGGAGCCCAAGACCGAGGAGGUCCCCAAGGUCGAGGAGCCUGCUGAGGCUGAGAAGCCCAAGGACGCUGCCCCUGCUCCCGUUGUCACCGCCGCCGCCUAG